Messenger RNA from Amphibalanus amphitrite, 2845 nucleotides. RefSeq names its product protein disulfide-isomerase-like. Gene Ontology annotation, molecular function: protein disulfide isomerase activity. The record is from RefSeq and is a predicted model, not a curated record. NCBI's taxonomy places the organism in Eukaryota, Metazoa, Arthropoda, Thecostraca, Balanomorpha, Balanidae. The transcript is spliced from 6 exons. Bases 552 to 2021 code for a protein of 489 amino acids. Gene Ontology annotation, biological process: response to endoplasmic reticulum stress; protein folding. Gene Ontology annotation, cellular component: endoplasmic reticulum.
UUAUCCACUGGAGCCCGGUAUUUCAUAGCAUUUCCCAGGAGCCUGGCAAGUUUGCCCUUUUUUACGAAUUUUCAGUAGUUUAAGUCCUUCCUCAUUUUCUUGAAAUUUCUCAAUUCCUCAGAUUGGUCAUGAUUUAAAUAUGAAUGCAAGCAAUUGAAGAUGCUAUUCGAGCAACAGGCAUUUUUGCUUCGUCUGAAUAAUCUUCGGAUUAUUUACAAGAGAAAAUUUCACGUUCAAAAUAAACGUCAAGAAACACAAGACAGUGCUACCUAUUCCACAGGUGCUGAAGUUCCUAUUUUCUGCAAUGUUUGCUGCAAAGGGCCUUGUGUUUCAUUCCUAGCUCUCUAAUUUGAUCGGUAGACUCUCCCGUUUUCAGUAGCCAUGACGCUAACGACUGCGCAUGCGCUUACUGAGCCAAUGAGGCCAUCACACGACAAGCGACUGCCACGUUCGCCGCCGGAGCCGGCUUUUCGGAGAUUCUCGUCGGGCGAUCUUCCCAUUUCACCGCUUGGCACAAGUUUGAUCGGAAGGGGGCUUGCAGUGUUUUCAUCAUGAGGUUGAUUCUGUCACUGUGCGUUUUGUUCGUGUCUGCAUAUGCAGCGAUCGAGGAAGACGAAGGAGUGUUGGUUCUUACCAACGACAACUUCGACGAAGCGAUCAGUGGUCAUGAGUUCAUUCUUGUGGAAUUCUACGCCCCGUGGUGUGGACACUGCAAAGCCCUCGCCCCCGAGUACGCCAAGGCGGCCCAGGCGCUGGCCAAGGAGGAGUCAAACGUGAAGCUGGCCAAGCUGGACGCCACCGUGCACGACAAGGUGGCGCAGAAGUUCGGUGUGCGCGGCUACCCCACCCUCAAGUUCUUCCGCAACGGCAAGGACAGCGAGUACGGCGGCGGACGCACAAAGGACGAGAUCGUCAACUGGCUGAAGAAGAAGACUGGCCCGCCGGCGACCAACGUUGAGACUGUCGAGGCCGCUGAGAAGGCCAUCGAGGGCAAGGACGUCGUCAUCGUCGGCUUCUUCAAGGACCAGGAGAGCAAGGAUGCCAAGGCUUUCCUCAGCUUCGCCGGCGGCGUCGACGACUACCCCUUCGUCAUCAGCUCUGCCGACGAUGUCAUCAGCAAGUACGAGGCGGCCGACGGCAAGGUCGUCAUGAUCAAGACCUUCGACGAGAAGCGUCAUGAGCUUGAGGGAGACAUCAACGAUGACAACCUGAAGGCCUUCAUCGCCAAGUACUCUCUGCCCCUGGUGGUUGAGUUCAACCAGGAGACCGCUCAGAAGAUCUUCGGCGGCGAGAUCAAGGCGCACCUGCUGAUGUUCCUGAGCAAGAAGUCUGAAGAUUUCGCCAAGCACACAGAGGCCGCCUCCGCUGUGGCUAAGGAGCAGCGCGGAAAGAUUCUGGUCGUCUCCAUCGACACGGACGAGGAGGAUCACGCCCGCAUCAUGGAGUUCUUCGGCAUGAAGGCCGAGGAAGUGCCCGCCCUGCGCAUCAUCAAGAUGGAGGAAGACAUGACCAAGUACAAGCCGGAGAAGACCGGUCUUGAGGAGGCCACCAUUCGCUCCUUCGUGGAGGACUUCCUGGCUGACAAGCUGAAGCAGCACCUGCUGAGCCAGGACCUGCCAGAGGACUGGGAUAAGGCCGGCGUCAAGGUGCUCGUCUCCAGCAACUUCGACGAGGUGGCGCUGGACAAGACGAAGGACGUGCUGGUCGAGUUCUACGCGCCGUGGUGCGGACACUGCAAGCAGCUGGUGCCCAUCUAUGACGAGCUGGGUGAGAAGUACAAGGACUCUGAGACGGUGGUAAUUGCCAAGAUGGACGCCACUGCUAACGAGCUGGAGCACACCAAGAUUCAGAGCUUCCCCACCAUCAAACUGUGGAAGAAGGAGACCAACGAGGUCGUAGACUACAACGGCGAGCGAACUCUGGACGGAUUCACUAAGUUCCUCGAGGGCAAACAAGAAGAGGAGGGCGAGGAGGAGGAGGAAGAAGAGGAAGAGGAUGAGGGAAAGCACGACGAGUUGUAGAUCUCCUUCAGCCGCGUGAGGCCGCCUGUGAGAGCGGCCUUCUUUCCUUUCUUCCCGGAAAGCUGCGUACGCCAGCCGCAAAAGGCCUAUUUUUGAUACGUUGGCUGGCAGCCCGGUCCGCGGCCACUGGACGUGGUCUGCUAAAGAGUGGGGGCAGGGACUGGGGACGUGAAUUUGAUCUGUGCAACGUUCAUUAUGGGGGUGGUCUCGUCCACCAGUGACACAGGGCAUAUUUUGUAACAGAGUGAGAGAAAGAGAGACUGCUGGUUUUUUGUUUUGCACCGCUGGUUGCUUGUUGUCUACUUCCGUUGGCGGGCCCUUUCCACAGAGUUUUUACACGCGCAUGCGUAGAAUUCCGGUGUCUGUGACUGCGGCGUCGGUGGUUUUAUUCGUGUUGUGUGUAGAAUAUUUAUGAGACGGGCCGCUGUGCGGCGGAUGUCUGGUUGAGGGCGUCUGAUACGACCCCGUCGAGUCACAACUCGGCCGAUAAAUCCCCAUGGGCUCCCUGUCCGCGGAGUGAAAUUUAUACCAUCGUUCGGUGCGGAUUUACACUAAAUGUGCAGUUCGUCUUUCAAAUUCUGCGCCGGCGUCGCCGCCCGCCGCGGCUGCCCCGCGCGGGAAUUCCUUCACCGGGUGAAGCGAUUUCUUGUGUUUGUGAAGAGAUUCCGUCACGUGGAGAGGGUUUUUGGUGCGUGGCAGCGCGCGCGGCGGACGGCAGUGCCGGCGGGCGCUCGUUUGGGUGAACCUGCACGGUGCGAUGGGUGACCAGAUGUUUUCCGAACUCCUGUUGGCUCAGCGACGAAUACAUGGCGACUAAAGGUGAA